Nelumbo nucifera (sacred lotus) is the source of this 1621-nucleotide messenger RNA. RefSeq names its product F-box/kelch-repeat protein At1g57790-like. Gene Ontology annotation, molecular function: protein binding. The record is from RefSeq and is a predicted model, not a curated record. NCBI's taxonomy places the organism in Eukaryota, Viridiplantae, Streptophyta, Magnoliopsida, Proteales, Nelumbonaceae.
AUCUAAUCCUUAUACCGGCAUUAAUCUAUCCUCCUUGAAAAAAGGAUCGAAUGCCACUCUCUCAGACACGUAUCAUAUAUAUAAGAAGUUAUCCUUCCUAGUUUUCCAAAACUUUCUCUUUCUUCAUCUUCCCCCUUAAUGUUCAUACUUCCGAUGGCAACAAAAUACAACGAUGAAGAAGAUUGUCUAAUUUUUUUUUAACUUUCUUUUUGUUAUUCUUUUUCUGUUUUUUAUAUAUUUUUUUUCUUUUCAAAACAAUGACGUAAAGAGUUCUAUCGUUUCUUCCUCUUGUUUGUGACAAACAGUUGCCUUCUUGGGUUUGUGUAGACCCUUGCCCUAGUUUGUGUAUAAGGUUGUCAAUGGAGGACGUAGCUACUUCUAGCUUAUUGUCCGUUCAAGAAAAAGAACAACAAGGAGCAGAGAUGACUCGAUCUUGGGCUGAUCUACCGAAAGACCUUCUCGAGCGGAUUGUAUCGCAAUUCUCACUUGACGGAAAUAUCCUUUUCUCUGCUGUUUGCAAGAGGUGGCAGUCCGUCGCGCUUCCCCUCCGACGCCUGCAAUCUCCGUUGCUCAUGUCCUUCUCGAGAAUAUCCCUUGGCAAAUGCACCUUCUUCGACCCAUCAGAUGGCAACUCUUACGAAAGAUGCAUCCCGUACUUGAAAACCAAAACAAUACGUUAUUCGAAACAUGGUUGGCUGCUAGUAUGCAACUCUGCUUCCGGUGAAAACUCUUUAUUUAAUCCCUUCAGUUGUGAAAGAGUAGAGCUCCCCUUUUCUUACUUGGAUGCUAGGAUCGUGGCUUUCUCUUCCGAACCAACUUCUCCCUCCUGCAUAGUCAUCGGCGUCAAGACUUUCGUAGAAGGAUAUAUUAUCGUCAUGACUUGCCGCCCGGGAGCAAAGGAGUGGAGGUCUCAUUUCUUCCGGGACAAAGUGCAGUUCCGGAUGGCAUGGAUAAGCCCAGUAUUCUGCGAUGGCCUAUUCUACUGCUUGGAUGAGAAUGGACGGUUGGGGGUUUAUGAUCCAAAACUAAAUACUUGGACGGUAAUCUCUCCCCCAGUAAAUGAUCUACCCGAAGAAGUCAUGCCGAAAUAUUGUUGGAGCUUCCAAUACUUGGUUGAGUCAAGGGGAAAGCUUCUAAUGGUGGUUCUGUUUUAUCCUGACGAACCCAUUAUUCUCGAGCUCGAUCGAUCAAAGAAUGUGUGGACCAGCGUGAAAAGCUUGGACAAUCGGACACUUUUUCUCAGCCCGUCGGCUUCCAUUUCAACGUCUUGUGUUCCAGGAAUUAAGCCAGAUUGUGUAUACUCGCACAGGAUUACAAAUUUUAGCGACGAAGUUUACAUGAAAGGCUGUUUGCACUACUCCCUGGAUCAGGGUCGGUACCAUCCUGGGGACAAUUGUUAUGGUCGAGUAGAUCCUCAUAAUAUGUGGAUCCAACCACCCCAUGAAGCUCCACCACCCUGGUUGGCAGGCAAAUCGUAUUGACCUGUAGAGUUUAUUUAUUUAUUUGUUUGUUUUAAGGAAUAUAUUACUGGUUUGCACUUUUGCUUCAUUAAGUCAGAUCAAAUCUCCCAUUACAGCUUUCAGCUGGAAGCUUAAAUGAUCAAUGAUCAAGCCACAGGAGA